This is a messenger RNA of Tachyglossus aculeatus (Australian echidna), 939 nucleotides long. RefSeq names its product immunoglobulin lambda-1 light chain-like. The transcript is spliced from 4 exons. The coding region runs from base 1 to 690 and encodes 229 amino acids. Gene Ontology annotation, cellular component: MHC class II protein complex. Gene Ontology annotation, biological process: antigen processing and presentation of exogenous peptide antigen via MHC class II; peptide antigen assembly with MHC class II protein complex; immunoglobulin production involved in immunoglobulin-mediated immune response. The record is from RefSeq and is a predicted model, not a curated record. Lineage: Eukaryota; Metazoa; Chordata; Mammalia; Monotremata; Tachyglossidae. Gene Ontology annotation, molecular function: MHC class II protein complex binding.
AUGGCCCACACUCCUCUCCUUCUCCUCCUCGCACUCCUCUCUCUCUGCACAGGUUUCGUGAGUUCUGGGCCGACUCAGCCGCCCUCGGCGUCGGUGGCCCCGGGACAAACAGCCACGGUCACCUGCUCCGGUAUUACCAGUGACUAUGGUGCAAACUGGUACCAGCAGAAACCCGGCCGGGCCCCUGUCCUGGUUAUAUACGAUAAUAGCGACCGACUCUCCGGGAUCCCCGACCGGUUCUCCGGCUCCAGCUCCGAGAGCGCGGCCACGCUGACCAUCGCCGGGGCCCAGGCCGAGGACGAGGCCGAUUAUUACUGUCAGGACGCUGGCAGUUAUGUUUUCGGCAGUGGAACGCAACUCACCGUCAUCGGUCAGCCCAAGGCAUCUCCCACCGUGAAUCUGUUCCCUCCAUCUGCCGCUGAGCUGGACUCCAACAAGGCCACCCUGGUGUGCCUCAUGGACAACUUCUACCCCGACACCGUUUCCGUGACCUGGAAGGCGGACGGUGCGACCGUGUCUGAGGGCGUGAAGACCACCAAGCCCUCCAAGCAGACGAACAACAAGUACAUGGCCAGCAGCUACCUGUCCCUUACGUCGGCCCAGUGGAAGGAAAAGAGAAGCUUCACCUGCCAGGUCACCCACGACGGGAAGGUCACCGAGAAGUCCUUGUCCCCAUCGGAGUGCGCUUAGGCAAAUCCCCCCACUGUCCCCCACGCUGUACACCUGUCACUCAGACCCCUCCAGCAGCCUGGCUGACCCCCAUCCCAUUAUCUCUUAGCCUAAGGGAGAUAUCCUCCCUUCGGGCUCCCACCUCUGCACCUUCACUCGGGCUCUGGUUGGCUAGGGCUGGGAAUGGACUUCCUGUCACUGCGGUCUUCCUUUCUGGGGCUGCACGGAAACCCCCUCUUUCAAUAAAAGACUCUUCCCUUUCUCAACCAA